UGAAACGUCAAAAUAAGAAAAAAAAUGGCACGCAUCUUUCAUCUCGUGAAUUUUUGCGGACGAAAUAAAAUUUUAUUUUCCAACAAAUUUAAAACAAGUGUUAAAUUAGGAUUCGGUGAUAAAUAUUUUAAACUCUACACAUGUUCCCCGAGGAUUCAAUAUUUGCCCUAUUCUACAAGUGUAGCUGGUACACCUCAAGAUGAAAGGAAGAAAGCCAAAACAUGCUCACCUAUCUUACAAAACCCAGUUUUGGGAGGAAUAUUUGAGAAGAAACGCCCCAAAGCAGGUCCUUGGCAGCAUAUAAGAUACUGUUUCCACGUAGGACUAUCCGCUGUAGGCCAGGAAUCCCUUGGAAAAAUCGAUGCACCUCCAGUUACUUCGUCGGAUAUGUUGAAAGCAAUGAUGGCAUACAUUUGGCCAAAAGAUGAUGCUCUAGUUAGACAAAGAGUAGCAAUAUCUGUGGGCUUACUUGCUGGAUCAAAAAUCAUAAAUGUAUGCGUGCCGUUCUUUUUCAAGGGUGCUAUUGAUGCUCUUGGAAUGCUUAAUAUGGACUCGGCUCCCGAAACUAUUCUAUCAGUGAGCACAGCAAUGCUUAUUGGAUAUGGCGCAGCUAGGGCUGGAGCUGCAGGUUUUAAUGAACUAAGAAAUGCAGUGUUUGCUAAGGUGGCGCAUCAUUCCAUAAGAAAAAUUGCAACAAACGUUUUCCUCCAUCUGCAUAAUUUGGAUUUAGGAUUUCAUUUGAGUAAACAGACUGGAGCUCUGUCGAAAACCAUAGAUCGUGGGUCUAGAGGAAUCAAUUUCGUUCUUACAGCAAUGGUGUUUAAUAUUGUUCCUACAAUUUUUGAACUGGCCCUGGUAUCAAGUAUUCUAGGCUUCAAGUGCGGCCUAGCAUUUGCAGGUAUAUCAAUGGGCUGUGUUGGAGUUUAUGCUGCCUUCACGUUAGCGAUCACACAAUGGAGAACGCAAUUUCGAGUGUACAUGAAUCAGGCUGAAAACGAAGCGGGGAACAAAGCUGUGGAUUCUCUUAUAAAUUAUGAAACUGUCAAGUAUUUUAAUAAUGAAAAUUACGAAACAAAGCGCUAUGACAAUGUUCUAAAGAAAUACGAAGAUGCCAGUUUAAAGACCAGCUCAAGUUUAGCAGUAUUGAACUUUGGCCAAAAUGCAAUUUUCAGUACAGCCCUUACAGCUAUUAUGGUGUUAGCUGCUCAGGAAAUAGCCCAGGGCAAUAUGACAGUGGGUGAUUUAGUAAUGGUGAAUGGUUUGUUAUUUCAACUGUCUAUUCCACUGGGAUUUUUGGGAAGUGUUUAUCGUGAAGUUAGACAGGCCUUACUCGACAUGCAGUCGAUGUUUACAUUAAUGAAUGUUGAUAGUGCAGUUUCAACGAAAUCCGAUGCACCUCAUUUGGCAAUCGGUCGUGAUAAUGCAUCUAUUGAAUUUCGAAACAUUAAUUUCGAAUAUGAGCCCGGAAAACCAAUCUUUAAUGAUCUAACGUUUAGCAUUCCCGCUGGAAAGACUGUAGCUAUUGUGGGUGGUUCUGGAUCUGGCAAGUCAUCAAUGGUGCGAUUAUUGUAUCGGUUCUUUGACCCAAAUUCUGGAGAGGUUAUUAUAGGUAAUCAAAAUAUUAGAGAUGUUGACAUACACAGUUUGAGAAAAAGUAUUGCCGUUGUACCACAGGACUCUGUUCUUUUCCACGACACAAUUUUGUACAAUAUUAACUAUGGGGACCUUUCGAAAACACAAGAAGAUGUUGAAAAAGCUGCAAGAAUGGCAGACUUACACGAAUCAAUUAUCGGAUGGCCGAAUAAGUAUAAAACAGAAGUAGGUGAAAGAGGUUUAAAGCUUUCUGGCGGUGAGAAGCAGAGAGUCGCUAUUGCCAGAGCGAUUUUGAAAGACUCUCCAAUUCUUAUUUUUGACGAAGCAACAAGCAGUUUAGAUUCCAUAACUGAAUACAAUAUUCUCCAAGCCUUAUCGAGAGCUACGGAUGGUAGAACAAGUAUAUGCAUUGCGCAUCGUCUUUCAACAGUUAAGGAUGCCGAUGAAAUAUUAGUCCUCGAACGUGGUCAAAUUGGUGAGCGUGGAACCCAUGCCGAGCUUUUGAAGAAAAAUGGUCUGUAUGCAAAAUUAUGGGAAACCCAAACGCAGCAAAACGUCUAAUGCCAUGAACUUAGUACUAUAUUUUGCGGAAAAAAAUUAAUUAUUGCUGUUUAAGCCAAAGUUUAAAAUGUAUAUAACUAUUGUGUAAAUAAAUGUAAUUUACAUUAACACUUAAA
Messenger RNA from Eupeodes corollae, 2270 nucleotides. It is a transcript of the gene ABCB7, whose product is annotated as iron-sulfur clusters transporter ABCB7, mitochondrial. Gene Ontology annotation, biological process: transmembrane transport; intracellular iron ion homeostasis. Bases 25 to 2154 code for a protein of 709 amino acids. Gene Ontology annotation, molecular function: ATP hydrolysis activity; ABC-type transporter activity; ATP binding. Gene Ontology annotation, cellular component: mitochondrial inner membrane. Lineage: Eukaryota; Metazoa; Arthropoda; Insecta; Diptera; Syrphidae. The record is from RefSeq and is a predicted model, not a curated record. The transcript is spliced from 9 exons.